This is a messenger RNA of Neltuma alba, 1353 nucleotides long. Its product is annotated as peroxidase N-like. Gene Ontology annotation, molecular function: heme binding; peroxidase activity. The record is from RefSeq and is a predicted model, not a curated record. Gene Ontology annotation, biological process: response to oxidative stress; hydrogen peroxide catabolic process. NCBI's taxonomy places the organism in Eukaryota, Viridiplantae, Streptophyta, Magnoliopsida, Fabales, Fabaceae.
ACUAAUCAGAGAGUGGGGAAAAGAUUAAAAAGACAAGUCGUGUUAUAAUGGGAUGUAUGAUUGUUAUAUCUCUAGUGAUAUUGGCUAUAAAUUAAGCCUUUUGGGUUUUCUCCAUGCAUCGUUGCCUCUAUUGCAUGCUUGCUUGUGUUGUAAACCACCAACCUGACAAUGAAGAGGACAAGUUUCUCUAACGCUUAUUUCUGGCUUAUCAAUAUGUUUAUGCUGUGUUUGGCAGUGAAGUCCCAACUGACAACUGAUUUUUACGCAUCAUCUUGUCCAAACCUUUUGAAAAUCGUUAGGAAAGAGGUUAGAAAUGCUCUCAUGAAUGAGAUCAGAAUGGGGGCAUCAUUGCUUCGUCUUCACUUCCAUGAUUGCUUUGUGAACGGUUGUGAUGGAUCAGUACUACUAGAUGGAGGUAGUGGUAGUGAGAAGUCUGCUCUUCCAAAUGCGAAUUCUCUCAGGGGAUUUGAUGUUAUAGACACAAUCAAAUCUUCAGUGGAAAGUGCAUGCAAUGGCACUGUUUCCUGUGCUGAUAUAUUAGCCAUCGCUGCUAGAGAUUCUGUCGUCCUUAGUGGUGGCCCCUUUUGGAAAGUUUUACUUGGACGGAGAGAUGGAUCAAUCUCUAAUGGGACAUUGGCUAAUUCAGCUAUUCCUUCUCCCUUUGAUUCCUUAUAUUAUCAUUUCCAAGUCACUAACGCAGGCCUCAAUCUGCUCUCUGAUGUUGUUUCUUUAUCAGGUGCUCAUACCUUUGGGAGAGCAAGGUGUGCAUUGUUCAGCAAUAGAUUGUUCAACUUCUCAGGAACAGGAGUACCAGACAGUACACUGGACACAGACAUGCUCUCAGAUCUUCAGAAGUUGUGUCCUCAAAAUGGAGAUGGAAACACAACCAGUGUUUUUGAUAGGAACUCACAGGAUCUAUUUGACAACCAUUAUUUUCAGAAUUUGAUGAGUGGAAAGGGCCUCCUUAGUUCUGAUCAAAUUCUAUUCUCAAGUGAUGCAGCCAAUUCAACAACCAAACCUUUGGUUCAGACUUACAGUAACAACGCUUCACUUUUCUUUCAAGACUUUGUGAAUUCCAUGAUUAGAAUGGGCAAUAUCAAUCCAAAAACUGGCUCUAAUGGAGAGAUUAGGAAGAAUUGUAGGGUCACAAACUCAUAGUGACUUGUCAAUAAAGUGUCCUUGUGAGAUGGUGGAUAAAUGUUGUAGUAUGCAUAAAUAAAUACAGGUUACUUGAUCUCCCAAACCCCUGAUAUUGCUAUGUUCAAAAAGUGACUGUAUUUGGGAAUGAAUUAUGUCGUUUUUAACGUGUUGCAUCUCAUAUAAUUUCAAAAAGUGACUGUAUUUGGGAACUAA